ACACUUCCGGUCGCUCGAUAAGGCGGCGAAGCGCCGGGUUGCUGCGCCGUUGAGUCAUGGCAGCCACUCGCUACAGAAGGUUUCUGAAACUGUGCGAAGAAUGGCCUAAGGACGAGUCGAAAAAGGGACGCGAUCUGGGUACUUUCCUGCGGCAGAGGGUGGCGCUCGCCUUCCGAGAAGGAGAAAAUACCCAGAUCUCAGAUCCAGAGAAGUGUGACCAGAUGUAUGAGAGCCUGGUUAGGAUCAACAGCAACUACUACAAAGAGAAGUUCCCUCGGGCCAAAGAUACAAGUUUCACCGGGGUGACGGUGGAGGAGUGCCGAGUGCUUCUUUCCAGUGGGAACAUGCAGCAGAUGGACGAGGAGAAGAGAAGCCUGUGGAAGACAGUGAUGCAGCGCUUCUCCUCCAAAGUACCAGAGGAGGGUGCUGAAAAGCAGCCUGAGAAGUAGCAGUGCUCACUGACCAAAGGCUCUGCUCUGUAAAUAGUUCCACUUUAGUGAUCACAUUAACCAGUUUUUUUUUUUUUCUUUCUCCCCCCCCAGUGGUGGCACUUGUGUUUGACAUUGAAAGUUAAUGGGGCAACUGCCAUAUUGUUGUAUUUUACAGUAAAAUGUAUGCCAUUUUAUGCUUCAUCUCUGUGGCCAUUUCCACAUUUUCUUUACACAAAAGUUUGAAUAUUGUUGCACUUAGUUUGAUUCUAGUAUUUAAUGAACACAAUAUAAAAAUACAGGCUUCCCUCAUAUAAAAAAAGUAAUUUGAAGUGUAAAAUAAACCUCAUUACCAUCACUAUAAAUGCCUUUGAAUAUGGGGGUCUUGAGCCUGGAUUUAAAGUCACAUAUUAGUAUGUUCCUCUUUCUAUUUCCUUUAGGUCACCAUUUACCUAGUUUUCCUAUUUCCUUUGUCAUUGUUUUAAUGCUGUUUAUUGUAAAGCACUUUUAUUCUGUAUCAAAUUACUUAAAACAUUUUUGUAAU
Molecule: messenger RNA, 972 nt
Organism: Scleropages formosus (Asian bonytongue)
Lineage: Eukaryota; Metazoa; Chordata; Actinopteri; Osteoglossiformes; Osteoglossidae
Gene: uqcc2
Product: ubiquinol-cytochrome c reductase complex assembly factor 2
Exons: 4
Coding region: 57-449 (130 amino acids)
Biological process (GO): mitochondrial respiratory chain complex III assembly
Cellular component (GO): mitochondrial matrix
Source: RefSeq, a predicted model, not a curated record